AUGUCCAUCUUGCCAGUCAGGGUGUGGUCUUCGGAUGGUGGUAAGGAAGUUGAGACCUACGCUUUCUUGGAUGGAGGCAGCUCAGCUACAUUCUGUUCAAGGUCUCUUCUGGAUGAGCUGGGAGUUGUUGGGGAAGACACCAAGAUCUCUAUGACCACAGCUUCAGUCGAGAAUCAGGAGCUGGACAGUCGUGUAGUACGAGGGUUGAAGGUUGCCAGCUUGGACGGCGACAACAUGAUUCCACUCCCUCCUACUUACACUCUCAGUGCCAUCCCUGUGAAGCAUGAGGAUAUGGCCUCAAGUGAAGAGGUUGAUCAGUGUGCCCAAUUGAGGGGGAUCGAGCUGCCCCGCAUCGAUGCAGAGAUUGGACUCCUGAUAGGAAAUGAUUGCCCAGAAGCUCUCCAGCCUGUAGAGAUCAGAAGAAGUCGGAACGGUGGUCCGUACGCUAUUCGAACAGACUUGGGUUGGGUGGUGCAGGGCCCGAGGCACAACUCUCUGCUGGAUGGAAGAAGAGUGAAGGUAAACUGCGUGCAAGUUGACAAGAUGAAGCUUGAUGAGAUGCUGGUUAACAUGUACGACAAGGAAUUUCCAGAGAAGAUCAGCGCCACCGAGAAGGGGCCCUCAGAGGAGGAUCGUCGCUGGAUGGAGAAGGUGACUCAGAGUUGUAAACGACAAGCAAAUGGACACUUCCAAAUAGCGUUGCCAUUCCGAGAUACUGACCCUGCGAUGCCAAACAACAAGACCUGCGCUCAAAGAAGACUCGUGGGCCUCAAGAAGAAAUUGGAGAAGGAUGUGAAGUUCUCUCAAGACUACCGCAAAUUCAUGGAGGACAUGUUCAGGAAGGGACAUGCCGAGAAGGUUCCCACGGAGAGCCUGACAAGAAAUGAUGGAAAGGUGUGGUACAUACCUCAUCAUGGGGUUUACCACCCGUUCAAAAAGGAGAAGAUCCGAGUAGUCUUCGAUUGUGCGGCAAGGUUUCGGGACGUUUCCCUGAACAGUGUUCUCAUGCAGGGGCCAGAUCUCGCGAACUCGUUGACAGAUGUUUUGGUGCAGUUCAGAGAGGGUCCUUGCGCGUUUAUGGCUGACGUGGAAGCUAUGUUUUAUCAGGUAGCUGUUCCUGAAGAGGACCGAGACGUCAUGAGGUUCUUGUGGUGGCCAGGUGGCGAUUUCUCCAGAGAUCCGGAGGAGUUCCGGAUGACCGUGCACUGCUUCGGGGCAAGCUCAUCUCCAAGCUGUGCCAACUUCGCUUUGAGAAAGUGUGCUGAUGACAAGGAAGACUGUGAUCCCGAAGUGAGCAAGGCUGUGAAACAGAAGUUCUAUGUAGAUGAUUGCCUUGUGUCAGUUGAAACGCCAGAAGAUGCUGUGAAGAUGGCGAAGGAGUUGAAAGAUGUGUGUGAUCUGGGCGGUUUCCGACUAACGAAGUUUGUCAGCAACAGCCGUGAGCUGCUCGAGUCGGUUCCAAAGGAAGAACGUGGGAGGUGUGUCACUGAACUGAACCUGAGUAUCGACGCGCUUCCAGUGGAGAAGGCGCUGGGUGUGUGCUGGACGUUGGAGGACGAUGCACUCAGCGUAAGGGUGACGACAAGAAGUUCGCCGGCUACCAGAAGAGGCGUUCUCUCGAUGAUCGCAGCCAUGUAUGACCCCCUGGGAAUCGUGUCGCCAGCUGUUCUUCGAGGACGCCUGAUCAUGCAGGACUUGAUGAGGCUGCAGUUGGAUUGGGAUUCGUCCAUUCCUUUGCAGCAGAAAACACAGUGGGAAGCAUGGGUGGCGAAUCUUCCUGGACUGGCAAAGGUGACGCUUCCGAGAUGCUACCGGCCAGUUGGCUUUGGCGACGUCGUAUCGGCUCAGUUGCACAACUUCUCGGACGCCAGCCAACAGGCUUACGCCUGUGUCACGUACCUGCGCCUCACGAACUCUGCCGGCAAGGUUCACUGUGCGUUCGUUUUUGGAAAGGCACGCGUGGCUCCAUUGAAGGCGAUGACAAUUCCGCGGUUGGAGCUCGCUGCAGCCACGAUGGCUGUCAGGAUAAGCACGAUGCUGGAGAAGGCUCUUGAGAUGUCUAUCCACGGAGUCUACUAUUGGACAGAUAGUACCACCGUGCUGCGGUACAUCCGAAACGACCGGGCCAGGUAUCACACCUUCGUUACAAACCGCCUCGCAGUGAUCCGUGAUGGAUCAGCAACCUGCCAGUGGAGACACGUCGGCUCCAAGCAGAACCCAGCCGACGAUGCAACCAGAGGAGUGCAGACCGAGCGCUGGCUGCGCGGCCCAGAGUUCCUGUGUGAAGAGGAGGCGCGGUGGCCUCAGAUGCCGGCAGCCAUGGUCACUGAAGAAGACGACCCAGAAGUGAGGAAAGAAGUCAAGGUCGCCACAGCUGUCAUCGAGGAAGAGACUCCGACCUGGAGGCUGAUUAGGCACUACUCAACCUGGUACCGGCUAAAAAGAGCAGUUGUGUGGAUCAGACGCGUGGCGCAGAUCCUCAAGGCGCGGAAGUCAGGGAAAGAGGGAGCAUCUUUCAGCGGACGCCUCACGGUGGAAGAGCUCGAUCAAGCAGAGAGGGCAAUCGUUGGCGUCGUGCAGGCGUCGGCGUUUCCAGAAGAGCUGAGUUCGCUGAAGAGAGGUGGCUUGGUCAAACGAUCCAGUCCUCUGUUCCGGCUCAAUCCUCAGAUUCAAGAUGGCAUCAUUUGUGUCGGAGGCAGACUGGGCGCUGCGCCUGUCCACGCGCGUGCACGUCAUCCGUUCCUGCUGCCGGGUAAGGGCCACGUAACGGACUUGGUGAUCCGAGCCUUUCACGCGCUGGCCGGUCAUUCCGGCCGUGAACACGUGCUGGCUGCCCUCCGCAGCAGGUACUGUAUGCUUGUAGAAGCAUUGUAG
Messenger RNA from Amphibalanus amphitrite, 2874 nucleotides. RefSeq lists its product as uncharacterized. The coding region runs from base 1 to 2874 and encodes 957 amino acids. The transcript has a single exon. The record is from RefSeq and is a predicted model, not a curated record. NCBI's taxonomy places the organism in Eukaryota, Metazoa, Arthropoda, Thecostraca, Balanomorpha, Balanidae.